AUGUUAAAUAAUAACAUUAGAGAAAUAGAAGAGGAAGAAUCACUACAGAAGAUAAGAAUUGUUUGUUAUAGGUAUUAGUCUUAAAAAUAUGGUGAUACUCUAUCUAAGAGUAAAACAAUAAAAAUAUAAGAGAUUAGAAAAAAUAAUAGAUAUAAAAAGAGUAAGAUCUAUAAAGUAUAAGAUAAAAUAAGAGGGAGAAAAUAAUUAGGUAGGAAAAAAUUCAAGAAUAAGAAUAGAUAGGAGUCAGAACGAACCAUAUCAAAUAGAUAGUUUAAAGAAGAAGCAUUAGAAGCUAGAAAUGAUUAGCUUAAGCGAUCUUUAGAAGUUAUAUUAUUUCAGAAAUCUGUAAUUCCCAAAUACUUGGUUAUGUAUGUGUUUAGGAGAUACUUCUUACUAUUGGAUAGAUUUAUAGAUGAGUGGCGGGCUCCAAACACAAAGUUUGUAAUGAAUUAUUCAGCAUAUGAUCUGAAAUAGUGGAUGGGAUAAAGAGAUAAAAUUAGAUAAACAAAAAGGUAGACAUAUAUUAUAGGGAAAUUGAAAUAAAAAGUAAAUUAGAAUUUGACUGGUAGACGAGGGAAAUAUCAUAAAAGAUACUAAGAUACAAAAUGUAGAAUAGAGGGUUAAGAUCAUUAUAGAGAAAAAAAAAGAAUAAUACAGGUAAAACAUUCAUAAGGAUGAUUUCUAGUACAAAAGCAAUCAAAUAUAAUAGCAAGAUUUAUAGUGGAGUACACACUAGACUUUGUGGUAUGUAAGACAUCAUUAGUUAAUACACAAAUUAAAAAUAUAAGGGGGUUAUUUAAUGUUUUUGGGAAUACAACAAAAAGAAUGCAGAGGAGUGUUUACAUUAGAGAG
Paramecium sonneborni is the source of this 852-nucleotide messenger RNA. NCBI's taxonomy places the organism in Eukaryota, Ciliophora, Oligohymenophorea, Peniculida, Parameciidae. The record is from the annotation of a GenBank genome assembly.